GCCCUGCAGACACUGUCAGAGCACCACCGGACGACUUUUCAGCACGUGGCCACACUCACCUCUGACAUGCUCCGGGUCUGUUCCCAAUCUCGAAGCCCGGCGCUGGGAGAUCUCCUCUCGAGCCGGACCAAAGGCCACGAGGUUGCUAACGGCCACGCCCAGAGCACCUCCCUGCCCUCGCUGCCCAGCGAAGCGCGGCCGGCGCCCGAGCCAGAGAAAGCUUCACCCUGCGCGGGCUCGAACGAGGAGGAGGUGGGUGAUCUUCCCUGGUUUCAAGCCAUGAAAGCCAACCUCGAGGAGUUCGGGGAUGUGGAGGUUUUCCUGGACCAGCAGCCGCAGGAAUGCAUGAGCUGCUGUCAACCCAUCGAAGCUGCCUACCGAGCUCGGCCUCGGAAAUGCAACCACGUAUUCCAUGUGGAGUGUUUGCUUCACUGCUGGAGCGAAGGCGUCUGUCCAGUCUGCGGGGUAUCUUUCGCUCCGGAGGCCACACCCGCCAAAGCUCCUCGAGGAGCCUGGACAUGA
Molecule: messenger RNA, 522 nt
Organism: Symbiodinium pilosum
Lineage: Eukaryota; Dinophyceae; Suessiales; Symbiodiniaceae
Source: the annotation of a GenBank genome assembly